GACAGUGUAGGUGGCUGCGCACUCACAGCCACCUUCCACUUUGCAGUCGAUCCGCUUCGACGGGCCCAACCACUUGGUGCUACGUUACUCACACACACAUUUUCACUUAAAAACAGCACUUUACACAUUCAAACAUUUAAUUCCUAAUAUAUACUAACUACUCUGCGUUUACGCGUCGUCGUUUAGUUUACGUAAAAAAUUGUUCGUAGUUUCUAAGUCGCGAGACGUCACCCUGCUGCUCUGAAAACAUGGGUACUUCAACAUAUACAAAAACAUGAGCAAUGGAGGUGAUCCGGUACCGGUUCCUACAGGACCCCAAACAUCGACGUAGAAGUCGAGUAGGUGACUAGUGAAAAGGAUGCCCAAGGGCCCCAAUAUGGGCACCGACAGCAAUGGCACAGGCAGCAGUGGCGACAACAGGAUCAAACACAAUCCCGAUGCGGAUAACCUCAAAUCUCUAUUGAAGAAGUCGUCCAGAAAAGACCGCAGCAAACAUCAAAACCGCGUGGUGUUCAACGAGACGAAGAACGAAUUCUUCGACGCCGACUACAUCAUCCUGAUCAGAGAGGAGUGCUGUUCGGGAGGUGGUGAUUACGAUGAUGAUGAUGACGACGACGAAGACGGCGGCGUCUGCACGUGCUACCAGCACGAAAUGGUGCGGCUACAGACCACGCCGUGCUGCGAGCCGGACUGUGAAUGCUACCUGGAGGAGGGGACGGAACAGAGCCAAAGAGACCAGCAGAGGAGUCCAAAGUUCGCGCCGCCCAUGGAGUUUGUCGAUUCGAAAUUGAAGCAACUGUAA
Messenger RNA from Acanthoscelides obtectus, 802 nucleotides. The record is from the annotation of a GenBank genome assembly. NCBI's taxonomy places the organism in Eukaryota, Metazoa, Arthropoda, Insecta, Coleoptera, Chrysomelidae.